Microbotryum saponariae is the source of this 1203-nucleotide messenger RNA. Lineage: Eukaryota; Fungi; Basidiomycota; Microbotryomycetes; Microbotryales; Microbotryaceae. The record is from the annotation of a GenBank genome assembly.
AUGUCAAAGCCCUCGUCGACCGCCACGACGCACACGCAACUGCCUCCGACGUACCAGCCGCACGCGUCAUCGUCGGCCGGCUACGGCGCGACGAACGACGAUCGCGACCCCUUGCUUCAGGCUGCGGCCCGUGGUGACGACGAGGAUGACAUUCCAGAGGACUUCAAGGUCAGUUCUGAUCUGAUCUUUCUGAUCUUUCUAAAACUACCAAGUCACUGCGCUCGCAUACUGACCGACCCUCUGGUACGAUGCGGUACGACCCACCAGAUCGGAGUGACCGUGUCGCAGUCUUCAAAGGAUGUGCGCAUGCAGUUCGUGCGCAAGGUUUACAUCGUCCUCACGAUGCAGUUGGUAAGCUCCAAACACAUGCCACUGUGCUCAGCUCGGGACCUGCCGCGCCGAGUCUCCGAUGGCUGACCUACCCCACCCCACGUGCCGGCCCCCUAUCGUUGAUCCGUUACUCAGCUCGCCACGUUCGGCGUCGGCAUGUUGAUGCGCGGCGAAGCGGCGACGCAAUGGACUCGCGAACACUCGGGUCUCAUGAUGAUCCCCAUCCUGGGCUCCUGUAAGUCCAAAUGCGCAUGAAGGAACAGAGGAGCAUCGCUGAGCCCAGGGUCCAUCCAUUCUCCUACGCAGUCGCGAUGAUGCUCGGUGCCUUCUGGAAGCGCCACUCGCACCCUCUCAACCUCGUCUUCCUCGGCGCCUUCACGCUCUGCGAAGGCGUCUCGGUCGGUGCCGUCGUCUCCUUCUACGACCAACGCAUCGUCCUCCUCGCUCUCGGCAUCACGCUCGGUCUCUUCGUCGGCCUCACGCUCUUCACCCUUCAAAGCAGAUACGAGUUCGACUCGAUGGGGCCCUACCUCUUCUCCGCCUUGCUCGUGUUUUUCAUUACCAGUCUGGUUGGGAUGUUCAUUCCCUUCUCCAACACGAUGGAUCUCAUCAUGGCCGCGGUGGGAGUCUUGCUGUUUAGGUAAGACCUCUGCCCAACUCGGCGCUUUAUCUAUCAAAAAUUGCUGACUCCAAAAAUUGCUGACCGUGCUCUCACUCCUCCAACACAGCAUGUACAUCAUCUACGACACCCACAUGCUGAUGAAGAGGCUACACGUCGACGACUGGGUUAUGGCCUCGAUCUCGCUCUACUUGGAUUUCAUCAACCUCUUCCUUCAAGUCCUUCGCCUGCUCUCCGACAUCCAGGACCGCUGA